CUCCCACCGGCAUCAUAGACCAGAGGAAGAAACAGGAAGCGUAGCCCUGUAGCCGGAUGUUCGGAGAGCUGGGAGGAACAACAAAGAGGAGGAGGACGGAGUUCUCGGGCUUUAAACCUCUCCCCUAAAUGCCAACAAACACGUUACCGGUCAUUUGUUAAAGUUCAGAGGUCCUGGUUUGCAUGAAGACAAGCAUCCACCAAGCCAGCCAUGGCGAACAACGCAGAGGAUGUUGAAAACAAUGUGCAGGACCAGCCCGAGCCCGCCGCAGGCCCAGAACCCCGGCGGCAGCAGCAGGGGGGGACACGGUUGCGGUCCAGAGGCAGUUCCAGCGCUGGUGGAGGUGAGGGUGGAGGACCCGAGCAGAACGGGCAUCCGCCCGCCGCCCGUCCAUCCGUGCAGGAGGCAGAGGAAGACGAGGAUGAGGAGAUGACCCUGAAAUACGGCGCCAAGCACGUCAUCAUGCUCUUCGUCCCCGUGACGCUCUGCAUGGCUGUCGUCGUGGCAACCAUAAAAUCCGUCGGCUUCUACACUCGAAAGGACGGACAGAGACUGAUUUACACGCCGUUCCCCGAGGACACGGACACGGUGGCUGAAAGAGCCGUGAACUCCAUCCUGAACGCCACCAUCAUGAUCACUGUAAUCAUCGUCAUGACGCUGGUGCUGGUGCUGCUGUACAAGUAUCGCUGCUACAAGGUUAUCCACGGCUGGCUCUUCCUCUCCUCCCUCUUACUCCUCUUCAUCUUCUCCUACAUGUACCUCCAUGAAGUUUUUAAGACCUACAAUGUGGCCAUGGACUACUUCACCCUGGUGAUCAUCAUCUGGAACUUCGGCGUGGUGGGCAUGAUGUGCAUCCACUGGAAGGGACCUCUGCGUCUGCAGCAGGCCUACCUCAUCAUGAUCAGCGCCCUCAUGGCGCUGGUCUUCAUCAAGUACCUGCCGGAGUGGACCGCCUGGCUCAUCCUGGCCGUCAUAUCCAUCUACGAUCUGCUGGCGGUUCUUUGUCCUAAAGGACCUCUGAGGAUCCUGGUCGAGACGGCUCAGGAGCGGAACGAGCCCAUCUUUCCCGCUCUCAUCUACUCCUCUACAAUGGUAUGGCUGGUCAACAUGGCCGACACGGGCGGUCCGAGGCGGGACUCCACUGAGGUGGCUCCGCCCCCACAGGAGACCCCUGAAGCGGCGGCGCCGGAGCCGGCGGAGUCUCCGCCCCCCGUGAGUCUGUCGCAGGACGACGGGGGCUUCACCCCCUCCUGGGUCAGCCAGCAGGAGCACCAGCUGGGGCAGCUGCAGUCCACCGAGGAGAGCCGGCGGCAGAUCCAGCAGAUGCCCACGGCCCGCCCCCCCACGGAGGAGGACGAGGAGGAGCGCGGCGUGAAGCUGGGGCUGGGAGACUUCAUCUUCUACAGCAUGCUGGUGGGGAAGGCGGCGGCCAGCGGCGACUGGAACACCACGCUGGCCUGCUUCGUGGCCAUCCUGAUCGGCCUGUGUCUGACCCUGCUGCUCCUCGCCAUCUUCAAGAAGGCGCUGCCCGCUCUGCCCAUCUCCAUCUUCUUCGGCCUGGUCUUCUACUUUGCCACGGACAACCUGGUGCGACCCUUCAUGGACAAGCUGGCGCUGUACCAGUUCUACAUUUAGCAGCACGCCGUGACCCCCCGCCCCCCACCGCGCCCUCACACCGGCACAAGAGCACGUCAUGUCGCUCAACUUCCCACUAGAGACAAAUCCACCGCCCUCAACGAAAGCCAAGAUUCUCAAAGCCUUCACCGGACGAGCGGACCGUCGGCGCCGGUUCCGCUCCGAUUCUGCGGCGUCUGAUUGUAGAGGACGCGGCGGUGGGAUGGGUUUGGGAGGGGGUCAGAUCGGUUGAAAAGAGGGAGCAACUUACAAGUUUUAUUGUAAAACGUCCGGAGGUGGGACGGCACCGCCGGGGCAGCCGAGGGUUCAGUGCCUUGCUCAAGGGCAUUUCAUUCUUUACCUGUAGUAGUCGUUGCCGUGUGACUCCAUCACGGGGGUACCUGCUUCAUCCUGGGGGGUGGAGUCUUUUUGUUUUCUCGUUGUGUCCAAGGAUUGUAACAAACUCUAAACCUUGAGCUGCAGCUCACCUGGAGGCUCACCUGGUGCUGUUCGGACCUAAGCCCCGCCCCCAUCGCUCGCUCAGCUUCCUGCAGCUGCACGCUCCUUUUCUUUUCUUCAUGAGGAACUGAGACGUUCUUCAGUCGACCUGGAGAAAUGUUUUCUGCAGGAACGGCGUUUGUUUGAUCACUGAAAACGGAUUCUGUUCUGAUUCUGAACUUAAGAGUUUGAAAUUUUACUGCUUUAAAAAAAAGAUUCUGUAAAAAUAUCAGAAGAUGACUGAUGGACCAUUUGUUGCACUCAAGUUUGAUUCUCGCAGAUGAAACACAAACUAGACGGGAGGAAAUCAUUUCUCUGAGCCGGCUUCUUUCCCUCCUGUUUUUUUUUUGUUUUUGGUUAUUUGAGGAGUUUUUGGUGAUUUGCUUUUCCCGUCUCUCACAUGCAUAUGUGUUAUGCAAAGUCAUUCAGAGUUUGUUCUUUUUUAAUAAAAUGUGAAACAGAAAA
This is a messenger RNA of Oryzias melastigma (Indian medaka), 2577 nucleotides long. RefSeq names its product presenilin 1 (gene psen1). NCBI's taxonomy places the organism in Eukaryota, Metazoa, Chordata, Actinopteri, Beloniformes, Adrianichthyidae. Gene Ontology annotation, molecular function: beta-catenin binding; aspartic endopeptidase activity, intramembrane cleaving; cadherin binding. Bases 211 to 1635 code for a protein of 474 amino acids. Gene Ontology annotation, cellular component: growth cone; cell surface; endoplasmic reticulum. Gene Ontology annotation, biological process: amyloid-beta metabolic process; amyloid precursor protein catabolic process; protein processing. The transcript is spliced from 11 exons. The record is from RefSeq and is a predicted model, not a curated record.